Messenger RNA from Vigna umbellata (rice bean), 736 nucleotides. The record is from RefSeq and is a predicted model, not a curated record. NCBI's taxonomy places the organism in Eukaryota, Viridiplantae, Streptophyta, Magnoliopsida, Fabales, Fabaceae.
UUAAUUGCAUUUUCUUCUGUUUCUGUAGGCAACACUAGCACCACCCGUGAAAGGGAAAAUGUUCAAGGGACUAUGUGUAUGCUAUUUUGUACUCAUAGCCACUUUCUUUAGUGUAUCUGUUUCUGGUUAUUGGGCAUUUGGCAACGAAUCUAAAGGCCUGAUAUUAAGCAAUUUUGUAGACAAUGGGAACCCAUUGGUGCCCACAUGGUUCAUUUACAUGACCAACAUUUUCACUAUAACACAACUAUCAGCCGUUGGUGUGGUUUAUUUGCAACCAACAAAUGAAGUGCUGGAGCAAGCAUUUGGAGAUCCAAAAAGCCCUGAGUUCUCGAAACGCAAUGUAAUACCGAGAGUGAUUUCUCGAUCACUGGCUAUUACUAUUUCAACCAUUAUAGCAGCCAUGCUUCCAUUUUUUGGAGACAUAAACUCUCUUAUUGGAGCUUUUGGCUUUAUCCCUCUUGAUUUCAUCUUGCCAGUCAUUUUCUACAACUUCACAUUUAAGCCAUCUAAGCGAACCUUUAUUUUCUGGUUGAAUCUAACUAUUGCCGUCGCUUUCUCUGCUUUGGGAGCUAUAGCAGCAAUUGCAGCAGUUAGGCAGAUUGUUAUUGAUGCAAAAGAUUAUCGAUUAUUUGCUAAUGUAUGAUCUCCUUCUUCAUAAUGAAAUCUCCUGCUUCAGUUCAUAUACAUACAGGUGCAAUAUUUUGUUGUAUAAAACUUAGAACAAAACGAAGAUAAC